Dissoconium aciculare CBS 342.82 is the source of this 633-nucleotide messenger RNA. RefSeq lists its product as uncharacterized. The transcript has a single exon. The record is from RefSeq and is a predicted model, not a curated record. Lineage: Eukaryota; Fungi; Ascomycota; Dothideomycetes; Mycosphaerellales; Dissoconiaceae. The coding region runs from base 1 to 633 and encodes 210 amino acids.
AUGACUGCUGUAUACACAUCCUCCGACUUCAAGUCCCUUAUCGGCGACAUGCCCAACGGCGAAGUUUUGCGACUAGCGCAAUAUUUGAAUGACGUACGACUGCCGCUACAGACACGAUCCGAGAAUGGCCAACAUUCGCGACUACUUCAACUUCCACAAGAGUUGAGGGAUAAUAUUGUCCGCGCAGGCCUGCCAGCCGCUAUCAGCGUCGACCCUUACGGCGUCUCUCAAGAGACCGCAACGCCCGCCUGGUUCCAAGUCUGCAGUCAAAUGCGACUGGAUGCAGCCAAGGUCUAUUUCCGCACGCCAAUCCAGCUUCCAUAUCUCUCGGACGAGAAAUUCAAAGGAUGGGUUGACUCGAUAGAUGUCAGCUACCGUUCGUUUGUGCGGAGCAUCCAGAUUGAUCGGUUCAUCCCGGACCUCGAUGGAGCGAUCGAGUACGCACGUGGAAAGGAUACUUUGGGUGGAUUUCGUCCUGGGACUAUCUGGGCAACGACCAGCUUCGUCGAAGACGACAAUGCUGUUACUGUCUGGAUCAACGCCCGUGGACAGACUAAGCCUUAUUCAGAUGUGUGCGCGCUUGAACUCGAACACAAAUCCGGCGACAGCGAAGAAUUCAACUGCUGGGAUUGA